Messenger RNA from Herpailurus yagouaroundi (jaguarundi), 3540 nucleotides. RefSeq names its product fibroblast growth factor receptor substrate 3 (gene FRS3). The coding region runs from base 1692 to 3179 and encodes 495 amino acids. Gene Ontology annotation, cellular component: cytoplasm. Gene Ontology annotation, biological process: fibroblast growth factor receptor signaling pathway. Gene Ontology annotation, molecular function: fibroblast growth factor receptor binding; transmembrane receptor protein tyrosine kinase adaptor activity. NCBI's taxonomy places the organism in Eukaryota, Metazoa, Chordata, Mammalia, Carnivora, Felidae. The transcript is spliced from 6 exons. The record is from RefSeq and is a predicted model, not a curated record.
AGGAAGCCCAGGGCGGGCGGGCGGUGGAAUCCCGGGGCUGGGGGCGGGGAUCCAGGGACUGCGCGCGGCCCCGACCUCCCCCAUUGCUUCCCAGUGUCUGUAGAAAUUCCCCUGACAACCCCGCAACCUAAAUCUGUCGCUCACGCCCCAGAACCACCCCACCCCCACUCACCUCCGGACACACCUUCGCUAGUCCUGGAGCCCUCAGAACCCCCUCACUCUUGCGAAUUCUGUUACGCCCGCAGAGCCACCAUUCUCCGGGAUGCCCCCGAAUGCUUCCAGAGCUCUGUGGCUCCUCUGAUCCUGCAUACGCCCCAUUCUCCUUGCACCAUGCUCAAAUGCAAAAAAACUUGCCCACGUUUCUCUGAGCCCUCUUACAUAUUUUGAGUCCCCAUAAUCCCUGACACUCCGCAUCUCCAAUCCAUACGUAUCCCAGACCUGAGCCCCCUCUUCCUGUCUCAGCCAAAGUAACCCCCUUCAGUGAAGUGUCAUGAUAUGUCCUGAUACCUUAAAGACAAAUGCAGGGGACAGAAAAAGAUGCAACACCCUCCCCCAUCUUGCACCCUGUAGUUCUUGGUUUCACCCUCAGACUCCUUUUUGAUGGCUCAAGCCUCGGUAUUUUCCCAGCUGCCCGUCUUUAGGCUGUGUACAUCUCCCUGAGCCUGCUUCCUUCUUCGAGAGAAUAAGCCAGACCAGGGGGUGGGGGUCCUUUUAUCUGGGAAGUUGUCUGAGGAAGCAGAGCCCAAGGGGCCCUGGGAAAACAUACUGCUUCUGGAAAGCAGGCGGGUGGGAUUUCAAGGAUCUCCAAGGUCCUGGCUUGUCAGUUUGUCCACCUGGGGCUCUGAUCUCUGAAAUUUUGAUUUAUUGUUAGCAUGUAUGUUAAAAAUUUUAAGCCUUUCAGAACUUGGAGAACAGAAAAUCUAUCAGGUUUCCAAAUGUGAGAUUGAGGGAGCUUGUUCUGGAAGAGGCAAAUGUCCAUUUUAGUGACGUUUUUCCUAUGCACUUCUAGAAGUUAUUUCAGCGAGAAACUCUGCAGGUUACAGAUGUUUCCCUUGAAAACUAAGGCCUUGAGGUGGGAGGUGGGAGGUCGACUUGCCAGAGUCUCCCAGAUGCUUAAUGGCAACAAAACAGACUAGAAGAUUGGUUUUCUGAAGCUUAAGCCGGCGUUCUUUCCCAUACAUCAUAGUGUCCUUUUGAGAAAGCUCUCUGUAAAGUUCCCCACAAAGGUUUUGGUGUUGGUUGUAACAGGAUUCAGAUGGGGUCGGGGUCUAGAGGUAACUUAAAAGGUUGCCUCAAACUCAAACUCAUUGCUGCUGUGGGAAUCACUCCCUCUCAGCGCCUGUGGGGCUUUGAAUUGGUGGCCCCUUUGCCCUUGAUCUCACUUUCUUCUUUGUGUUUCUGUCCCCUUAGGACCUGGAACAGAUAAUCCAGGUGGGAUGGACUGACCGCAAGUGAGUUUCAUUAACAAUUGGGGGCGAGGAUGAAAGGUUUCCACUAACCUGUGGUCUCUGUCUCCUGUGCUAGGUGAGCCCCAGGUGUGUCCCAGAGGGAUCCAGGUGACUUCUCUGCAGACUACUUGCCAUGACGCCCCACCAAGAACAGGGGGAAUAAAGUGGGGGUCCUUCCCCAUGCCCCUCCCAUGGUCAGCUCCCCAAUGGCCUGGGUGAGGGCGGACUGGCUGCUCUGACACCAUGGGGAGCUGCUGCAGCUGCCUGAACAGAGACAGCAUCCCAGACAACCACCCUACCAAGUUCAAGGUGACGAAUGUGGAUGACGAGGGGGUGGAGCUGGGCUCCGGAAUCAUGGAGCUAACACAGAGCGAGCUGGUGCUGCACCUGCAUCGGCGCGAGGCUGUCCGCUGGCCCUACCUCUGCCUGCGGCGCUAUGGCUAUGACUCCAACCUCUUCUCCUUUGAGAGUGGCCGCCGGUGUCAGACGGGCCAGGGGAUAUUCGCGUUCAAGUGCUCCCGGGCUGAGGAGAUCUUCAACCUGCUUCAGGAUCUGAUGCAGUGCAAUAGCAUCAAUGUGAUGGAAGAGCCAGUCAUCAUCACCCGCAACAGUCACCCGACUGAGCUCGACCUCCCUCGGGCCCCCCAGCCUCCCAAUGCUCUAGGCUACACUGUCUCCAGCUUCUCCAAUGGCUUCCUUGGCUGCCCAGGGGAGGGCCCGAGAUCCUCAGCACCCCGGCGCCCCUCAACGAGCAGCCUGCGACACCCCUCGCUUGGGGAAGAGUCCACUCAUGCCCUCAUUGCCCCUGAUGAGCAGUCCCACACCUAUGUCAACACGCCAGCCGGUGAGGAUGACCACCGCAGGAACCGGCAUGGCCUGCAGCCCCUGCCUGAGGGCCAGGUGCCCUUCCCCCCGCAGGCCCGGGGCCCUGACCCACGGGACCCCCAGGUGUUCCUGCAGCCGGGCCAGGUGAAGUUUGUGUUGGGCCCAACCCCUGCUCGGCGGCACAUGAUGAAGUGCCAGGGCCUCUGCCCCAGCCUGCAUGACCCCCCGCCCCACAACAACAACAACGAGGGCCCUUCCGAGUGCACUGCCCAGCCCAAGUGCACCUAUGAGAACGUCAGUGCGGGGCUGCGGCCAGGGGCUGGCUGGAGACUGAGCACGGAGGAGCCAGGCUGGAAUGGCCUUGCCCACCGCCGGGCGGCCCUGCUGCACUAUGAGAACCUGCCCUCCCUGCCCCCUGUGUGGGAGAGCCACGCCCAGCAGCUGGGGGAGGAGGCUGGGGAUGACGGAGACUCGAGGGAUGGGCUCACUCCCUCCUCCAAUGGCUUUCCUGAUGGCGAGGAGGAUGAGACCCCGCUGCAGAAGCCCACCAGCACCCGGGCUGCCCUCCGUAGCCAUGGCAGCUUCCCUGUGCCGCUGACCCGCCGCCGAGGCUCCCCGAGGGUCUUCAACUUCGAUUUCCGCCGGCCGGGCCCCGAGCCCCCCAGGCAGCUCAACUACAUCCAGGUGGAGCUGAAAGGCUGGGGUGGAGACCGCCCCAAGGGGCCCCAGAACCCCUCGGUCCCCCGAGCCCCUGUGCCCACCACCCACCCUGCCCGCAGCUCAGACUCCUACGCCGUGAUUGACCUCAAAAAGACCGUGGCCAUGUCCAACCUGCAGAGGGCGCUGCCCCGAGACGAUGGCACUGCCAGGAAAACCCGGCACAACAGCACCGACUUGCCUCUGUAGGGACUUCCUUCCUCACGCUCCGCCUCACGCUCCUGUCCCCUGAACCCACACCCUGGGGUUCAAGGUUGCUUUGCAGAAGGGCAUUGAGGUGGAACCAGAUGCUUCCCUGCGCUGGCUGGGGUCCCCAAAGAUAUCAGCCACUGAGUCUCCUGGUCUCCAAGCUGGGGAGAAGAAGGGUGACCAGGCGAGGAGGGAGCUGUGACGUAAACUGUGAAGGGUUCCUGUGAUGCAUUUAGUGCCCUCCCGUUAUGUCCAUUUGUCUUGUCUGUCGUCUGUGUGUUUUCUUUAGUUGAAAUUUGGAAACAUUUUGUACCUGUUGAUUUUAUUUAUCAGUUUAUUUUUCUAUUUAUUGUUUUAAAUG